Molecule: messenger RNA, 3539 nt
Organism: Gracilinanus agilis (Agile Gracile Mouse Opossum)
Lineage: Eukaryota; Metazoa; Chordata; Mammalia; Didelphimorphia; Didelphidae
Gene: SLC22A23
Product: solute carrier family 22 member 23
Exons: 11
Coding region: 1-2142 (713 amino acids)
Biological process (GO): transmembrane transport
Cellular component (GO): membrane
Molecular function (GO): transmembrane transporter activity
Source: RefSeq, a predicted model, not a curated record
AUGGCGAUAGACCGGCGACGUGAGGCGGGAGGGGGCAGCGGGCCGAGACGCCACCAGCCUCCGCUGGAGGAGAACGGCUCCCUGCCGGCUGGAGAGGCUGCGGCUGCAGCUGCCCCACUGGGGGGCCCGGCUGUUGACCUGGGGGACAUCCAGACCCUGCCGCCUCUCCCGGCCCCUGCGGCCCCCGGAGGCGCCCAACAGGCCAGCUGCUGUUCCUCGUCCUCAGCACCCAGUCCCUUGCUGCUGGACUAUGACGGGUCGGUGCUGCCCUUCCUCGGGGGUCUGGGCGGGGGCUACCAGAAGACGCUGGUGAUCCUCACCUGGAUCCCAGCGCUGUUUAUCGGCUUCAGCCAGUUCUCAGACUCUUUCCUCUUGGACCAGCCGGAAUUCUGGUGCCGGGGGUCCCAGGAAGGAGCUGGUUUCGUGGGGGCCACAGCCACUGGCAGAGUGGGCAUCGGUGACUUUGGGAACUGGACUAAUACCCCAGCAACCUUCUCCACGACCACCUGGAGACCAACGAGCAACCUGAGCAAUAGUAGCCUGGGAGGAGCGGAGGUGGAUUACACGCUACCUCUGCAGCCUCCUCCUGACAAGGAAGACCACAACUCCAGUAACUGCCAGUGCCACCAAUGGCACUACCGCAUCCGAGCCGGUCUUGUCCAAAAUGUAGUCAGCAAGUGGGAUCUUGUGUGUGACUCUGCCUGGAAGGUCCAUAUUGCUAAGUUUUCCUUACUGGUUGGUCUAAUCUUUGGCUAUCUAAUAACCGGAUGUAUUGCUGACUUGGUUGGCCGGAGGCCGGUGCUGCUCUUUUCCAUCAUAUUCAUUCUGAUCUUUGGACUGACUGUGGCGCUUUCAGUGAAUGUGACAAUGUUCAGCACACUCAGGUUUUUUGAAGGAUUUUGCCUGGCUGGAAUAAUCCUUACCUUGUAUGCACUGAGAAUAGAACUUUGUCCUCCUGGACAUCGAUUCAUGAUCACAAUGGUGGCAAGCUUCAUAGCUAUGGCAGGGCAGUUCCUUAUGCCAGGCUUGGCGGCCCUCUGCAGGGAUUGGCAAGUCCUCCAGGCUCUCAUCAUCUGCCCUUUUCUCCUGAUGCUUCUCUACUGGUCGACAGAAACCAUCUGGUCAUCUUCGACUGUCUCUCCUGUCACUCCACGGAAUCAAGUAGGCAAUAUUUUCCCAGAGUCCCUCAGGUGGCUAAUGGCCACACAGCAGUUUGAGCCAGCAAAGAAAUUGAUCCUGCACUUCACACAGAAAAACCGCAUGAAUCCUGAGAGUGAUAUCAAAGGAGUGAUGCCCGAACUGGAGAAGGAGCUUUCCAGGAGACCCAAGAAGGUUUGCAUUGUGAAGGUGGUGGGGACGAGGAACCUAUGGAAAAACAUUGUAGUCCUGUGCGUGAACUCGCUGACCGGGUUUGGGAUCCACCACUGCUUUGCUAGGAGCAUGAUGGGCCACGAGGUGCCACUGCUCACCAACUUCUAUGCUGACUACUAUACCACAGCGGGCAUAGCCUUAGCUUCCUGCCUGGCCAUGUGCUUGGUGGUCAGGUUCCUGGGCCGCAGGGGCGGGCUGCUGCUCUUCAUGAUCCUCACAGCCCUGGCCUCCCUUUUGCAGCUCGGCCUCCUCAACCUGAUUGGAAAAUAUAGCCAGCAUCCAGGCUCAGGAAUGAGUGAAAAAGUCAGAGAGAGAUUCUCCACCACAUUCUCCAUCGUGGGUAUGUUCGCCUCACACGCAGUGGGGAGCCUCAGCGUCUUCUUCUGUGCAGAGAUCACCCCGACAGUCAUAAGGUGCGGAGGCUUGGGCUUGGUCCUGGCCAGCGCCGGCUUCGGCAUGCUGACCGCCCCGAUCAUAGAGCUGCACAACCAGAAGGGCUACUUCCUGCACCACAUCAUCUUUGCCUGCUGUACCCUCAUCUGCAUCAUCUGUAUCCUCCUCCUGCCGGAGAGCAGGAACCAGAACCUGCCCGAGAACAUCCUCAACGGCGAACAUUACACCCGGCAGCCCCUCCUGCCCCACAAGAAGGGAGAGCAACCCCUCCUGCUCACAAACUCAGAACUCAAGGAUUAUUCCGGCCUCCACGACGUGGUCGCCAUGGGGGACGGGCUGCCCGAAAACGCCACGGCAAACGGGAUGAAGUCCAUGUAACUGGGCUGGCUUGGUCACUUCAGAAGAGGGAGCCCUCGGGGGUCGGGUUUUCUUUUUUUGUCUGGCACAGGUUUACAGACCUGUAACGACGGCAGGUACGGCCAACUCCGGAAAGGAAAGGAAAGGAAAGGAAAGGAAAGGAAAGGAAAGGUCAAAUCCGCUGCUAAAGCCACUUAAUCUACAGGACACUUUCAACCGGUGUGAGGAAAUUUCUGCUGACUGGAAAGCAACAAGAUGGUGUAUUUGAGGAAAGGAACUGGCUGGAGAGAUCCCUUCAAAGACUUUCUUUUUCUGCCUCUAAAUGUUUGUAUUUAUUUUGGUCAUUUUUACAAGAAGCACUUUAUUUCCUUUUCCUCUCAUUAAUCACAAAGUACAAUGACCCUUCUCUUAAGGAGAGGCACAGCCAUUCCAAGGAAGAGACUUUUCAAAACAAACAAGCAAACCAAACCUAAGGAGGCAUCUUUUCUAGAGAAGAUGAACACACAACUACUACCCAGAAGAGCAAAAAGCGAUUUCUCCCUGUCCCCAAACCCUAAGGCGGCUGCCGGCUGUUGCAUAUAAGCAAAUGACACUGUUGUGAAUGAAACUGACUACAUUUUAGAUGGGGAGGGGGGAGUAAAAUUCAUUAGGUUUUGAUGGUGAGUCUGUAUGUGGUUUAAAACAAAAGAAGCGUCAUUUUCUACAUGUAAGGUAAGACUUUCCCCAUUUCAUAAUUAGAGCAAGCAGUUCAUAAAUCCCAAUAAAGCAGGUAUGUGGGUCUUCUUUCAGGAUGGUUCUUUUGUAUUGAAUAAUGGCUUUUGAAGCUCCUUUGGGAAAGAUCCCAAGCAUUUCAUUCAAAAUGAAGACAAACCAAUGGCUGUGGACCCAGUUUUCUGAUGCCAGGGCUGCCUAAUGAAGCGAUUUACUGGGGCAGGACAUGGCAUCAAGAACCUGAGACUCAUGGCCCCUACCCAGACGCCUUUCAGCUAAAAUCUCCCUCCAUCAUUAGCAGGAUCAGCCGCAGACAGACUCUACUUGAAAGAAGAGUGGCUGCUUUCUAAUCCUCAGAUGAGAACGAAAAGUGACGCUGACGAUGAUAGUAAACAAACAGAGGGAAGGUGGUACAAAAACCUUACCAGGUAUACAUGUUUAGAGCACACACCCUGGGAGAAAACACUUGCUUAUGUUUUACUAUCAACUAGUGAUUGAUAAUUUUCUGACACAUGGAUUAGCCUCCAGGUGGCUUCUCCCAAUCUUUGUCCACUUCACUGCAUAUCAGGGCACAAGCAGGGCAGGAAAGAGAGAUGAAACUCAAAUCGGUCUAUUUUCUAUCCAGAUCCUUCCCCAAAAAAAAGAAAAAGAAAAAGAAAAAAAGAGAGGAUAGAAAAAGGAAAUUCUACAAAAUAAUAAAAACAAAA